Toxorhynchites rutilus septentrionalis is the source of this 1689-nucleotide messenger RNA. RefSeq lists its product as uncharacterized. Bases 1 to 1689 code for a protein of 562 amino acids. Lineage: Eukaryota; Metazoa; Arthropoda; Insecta; Diptera; Culicidae. The transcript has a single exon. Gene Ontology annotation, molecular function: nucleic acid binding. The record is from RefSeq and is a predicted model, not a curated record.
AUGUACCUGAAGGUCCUCAUGCAGGAAGUCUGGCGGCCCGGAGCUGAUUGGGACGAUGAAAUUAACGGAGUACUCUUCUCCAAGUGGCAGACGUGGCUUCAGAUCCUCCCACAAAUCGAAACGCUCAAGAUUCGUCGUUGCUAUCAUAGUCGAAUUCCAACAGAUUUUUCCGACGUGCAGCUCCAUACGUUUGUAGACGCGAGUGAGGAUGGAAUGGUUGCAGCUUGCUAUCUUCGUUACUCCCAUGGCGAUACCAUCGAAUGCACGUUAGUCGCUGCCAAAACCAGAGUUUCUCCGUUAAAAUUCCACUCGAUUCCUAGAUUGGAACUUCAAGCAGCGGUGUUGGGUGUUCGAUUGGCUUCAACAGUAAACGAAACCUUAUCUGUGAACAUCACUCGUCGAAUUUUUUGGUCAGAUUCACGAGAUGUGAUCUGCUGGGUCAAUUCGGAUCAUCGGCGAUUUACACCAUUUGUAGCCCACCGAGUUAGCGAAAUUUUGGACUCCACAGAACCAGCAGAUUGGCGCUGGGUUCCUACUAAGCAAAAUGUCGCGGGCGAUGGUACUAAGUGGGUGAAACUACCGGACAUGUCUGCAGAAGCUCGUUGGUGCACAGGACCACAUUUCCUGAUGUGCACUGAGAAGUAUUGGCCGCAACAACCAACCGUGGCUAGGACAACAGAGACCGAACUACGCCCGUAUUUGUUGAUGCAUGUCCAGAAAACUGAGCCGCUUCUCUGCUUCAGUGACUUCAGUAGCUGGAGAAAGAUGGUGAACACAAUUGCAUACGUUCUUCGGUUUUCCAACAAUAUCAUUAAGAGAAUGAAAAGGCAGGCAGUUACGAAUGGCCAUCUUUCAAUGGAAGAGCUGACCGCCCCUGAAUCCCAUUUGAUCCGGCAAGCACAAGAGGACGCCUACCCCGACGAAUACACCCUUCUUAAGAAGAUGAUGCACCAGUCUGGUGGAGCCACGCUUCCGAAAACUAGCGCUUUGUAUAAACUUACCCCUUGGAUCGACAAACACGGAACCAUGCGGAUACGAGGUCGUAUUUCUGCCUGUGAGUUCGCGACCGAAGAUGCCAAGAAUCCGAUCAUUCUACCCCGUAACCACCACGUUACCAGUCUCAUUGUUGCACACUAUCACCAAAAAUACCACCAUCGGAAUCACGAGACUGUAAUUAACGAGAUACGGCAACGUUACUCCAUUUCUCGACUUCGAAGUACCUACUUACGGGUACGCAACAGUUGUCAACGAUGUAAGAAUAACCGGGCAAUUCCGCAGCCCCCAUAUCAUGGCGGAUCUCCCACAUACCAGGUUGGACGCAUUCGCUCGACCGUCCGUGGCAUGGACUACUUCGGUCCUAUUACAAUCGUAAUAGGCAGGCGAUCGGAAAAGCGAUGGGGGAUGCUCGUAAACUGCAUGACAAUACGAGCCAUCCAUAUUGAGAUCGUCCAUUCGCUGAGCACUAAUUCGUGCAUCAUCGCGCUGCGCAACUUUAUCUCGCGUCGGGGUACGCCCCGAACGAUCUAUAGUGAUCGCGGUACCAACUUUGCCGGAGCAUGUCGUGAGAUGCAGAAGGCAGAAGCUUCGGUCAACAUAGAAGAGAUGAUGAAGGCGUUCGUUUCAUCGGAAACCAAAUGGGUCUUCCUCCACCUCUAUCUCCACACAUGGGCGGCUGCUGGGAGAGAUUGA